AUGGCUUGGCGCAGUCAAGGAAUUACUGGCUCCAACAACAUCCCGUUGGGUCGGCGACGCAUGGCCGGCGAGGAAGGAGAGGAGGAGAGUCUCACUGCGACCCCUUCAUCCAUGCCCCCGUCUAUGGGACCCGAUGGCCCCAAACGUGGCCGCAGCCCUGUUCGAGCUGAACCAGUACUGGAGGCCGAUGGCUCUAAGAGGCGCAAGAAGCGCAACCGCUGGGGCGACCAGCAGGAGAACAAGGCCGCCGGCCUUAUGGGCUUGCCUACCAUGAUCAUGGCGAACUUCACCAGCGAGCAGCUCGAAGCUUACACACUUCACCUUCGUAUCGAGGAAAUCAGCCAGAAGCUUCGGAUCAACGAUGUAGUCCCAGCCGACGGUGACAGAUCUCCCUCGCCGCCACCUCAGUACGACAACUUCGGUAGACGUGUCAACACUCGCGAAUAUCGUUAUCGCAAACGGCUCGAGGAUGAGCGUCACAAACUUGUUGAGAAGGCCAUGAAGACCAUUCCUAACUACCACCCGCCUUCUGACUACAGACGUCCGACCAAGACCCAAGAGAAGGUCUACGUUCCAGUGAAUGAUUAUCCAGAGAUUAACUUCAUUGGCUUACUUAUAGGACCUCGUGGAAACACCUUGAAAAAGAUGGAGACCGAGUCUGGCGCCAAGAUUGCAAUUCGUGGUAAAGGCUCCGUCAAGGAAGGAAAGGGUCGCUCUGAUGCCGCUCACGGUAGCAACCAGGAAGAAGAUCUUCACUGCCUUAUUAUGGCAGACACCGAAGAAAAGGUUAACAAAGCCAAAAAGCUUGUUCACAAUGUCAUUGAAACAGCCGCAUCCAUUCCCGAAGGCCAAAACGAGCUCAAGCGCAAUCAACUGCGUGAGCUGGCUGCUCUCAACGGUACCCUCCGUGACGACGAGAACCAGGCCUGCCAGAACUGUGGUCAAAUCGGACACCGCAAGUAUGACUGCCCUGAACAGCGUAAUUUCACAGCGAACAUCAUCUGUCGCGUCUGUGGCAAUGCUGGCCACAUGGCUCGCGAUUGUCCUGACCGCCAGAGAGGCAGUGACUGGCGCAACGGCGGCGCGGACAAGCGUGGUCCUCGUGCUGGUACUGGCGAUGCUGUCGAUCGCGAGAUGGAGCAAUUGAUGAACGAGUUGUCUGGUGGUGCUCCUGGCGAAUAUGAACCCCGUCGUAUUGAAGCCGGCCCCGCUGGUGGUAACAACUACCCCGAGGAUCGUGAUGCGAAGCCCUGGCAGCAACGUGGACCGCCUCCCCAGAGCGAUGUGGCUCCUUGGCAACAGCGCCGUGACACUCGUCCUCGCGAUGACUAUGGAUCCCGUGGUGAUUACGGAUCCCGCGACAACUAUGGAUCUCGUGACGACUAUGGUUCUCGCAACCAGGGUGGUCCUGCUCCCUGGGCCGUCCAAAGCCAAGGCCAAAGUCAAGGUCAAGGUCAAGGUCAAGGCCGCGAUUACGGUUACGGAUCCCAAGGUGGAUAUGCUCCUCCUGGUACUGCCACGGGUGCUGCUCCCUGGCAGCAACAAGCUCCUCCCGGUGGACAGCCCGCCUAUGGAGGUUACGGCGGUUACGGCGGAUAUGCGGCUUACCCCCUGGCAUGGGUGCUCCUGGUGCUGCCCCUCCUGGCAUGGGUGCCCCUCCUCCCCCUCCUGGCAUGGCUCCGAUGUACCCUGGAGGUGCUGGCAGCCCUCCCCCCCCGCCGCCUCCUGGUGAUGCACCACCACCACCUCCUCCCAGCGAUCUGCCUCCCCCACCCCCACCUCCCCAGUGAAUACAGGAUUCGACAAGGUGAAAUUAUUUGA
Penicillium paradoxum is the source of this 1821-nucleotide messenger RNA. RefSeq names its product putative zinc knuckle transcription factor/splicing factor MSL5/ZFM1 (gene bbp). Gene Ontology annotation, biological process: regulation of mRNA splicing, via spliceosome. The record is from RefSeq and is a predicted model, not a curated record. The transcript has 7 exons. The coding region runs from base 1 to 1821 and encodes 606 amino acids. Lineage: Eukaryota; Fungi; Ascomycota; Eurotiomycetes; Eurotiales; Aspergillaceae. Gene Ontology annotation, molecular function: zinc ion binding; mRNA binding. Gene Ontology annotation, cellular component: nucleus.